AUGGCCUUGGUUGCCAGAGGUUGUGCUUUAGAGUCCUUGCCUCAGGCGCAGGCUCAUCCAAGGCAGCUGGAAGCUCAAGCAAAUCCUUCCCAGGCAGCUGCAGUCUUAUGGGAAGCUCCUCACAGCAUGGAGCUGGCUGAAGGAGACCACUGCCGGACGCUGGAGCAAACCCGAGUGGGCUGGCUGCAGCUCAGGGAGGGUGCUGUUGCCACGCAGACACGGAGCACUGCAGUUGGGGCCUCCAGUGCAGCUCUUGACACACUUGGCCACUCUAACAAGCAAAAAGAAAAAGCUCAUCAUGGGCCAUUUGGGAGGGAUGCACACAAGUAUUCCCUUAAAUGCACCCUCAGCCUUCCUGGUGUCCAGGUCUCUACUGUCAGUAGGAGUGAAUGUGCCACCUGGGGCAACUUCCACUUCCAUACAUUUGACCAUGUUAAGUUCACUUUUCCUGGAACCUGCACAUACGUCUUUGCUUCACACUGCAAUGACAGCUACCAGGACUUCAACAUCCAGAUCAGGCGCAGUGCCACCAACAGCUUCCUGAUCUACUUCACCGCCACCAUCGAUGGAGUGAUCCUGGAGGUGAAGGAGACAGGCAUCACGGUGAACGGGAACAAGAUCCCCCUGCCCUUCAGCUUGAAGAGCAUCCUGAUUGAGGACACGUGUGCCUACUUCCAAGUCACUUCCAAGCUGGGCCUGACACUCAAGUGGAACUGGGCUGACACUCUCCUACUGGACCUGGAAGAAACAUAUAAAGGGAAAGUAUGUGGUCUGUGUGGGAACUAUGAUGGCAAGGAGAAGAAUGAUUUGAUUUUGGACGGGUAUAAAAUGCAUCCAAGGCAGUUUGGGAACUUCCACAAAGUAGAGGAUCCAUCAGAAAAGUGUGCUGAUGUGAGUCCAGAUGAUCACACUGGAAGACAUCCUAGGAGGGACGAUGACAGAUGCAGUAAAUAUAAUACUGAUGACACAUUUGUGGUGAUUGGAGAGAUCAUCCAGUGUGGGACAUCAAAGACAAUGACUUGCUUAAAGAAUGUCUUAGUCACACUAGGAAGAACUACUAUAAAAAUAUGUUCCUGUGGAAAUAUCUAUAUGAACAAUUUCAUUGUGAAGCUGCCGGUAAGCAAAGAUGGCAUCACCAUCUUCAGGCCCUCUACAUUUUUUGUCAAAAUCUUGAGCUCAACGGGAGUACGGAUCCGAGUGCAAAUGAAACCUGUGAUGCAGCUCUCCAUAACAGUCGAUCAUUCUUACCAGAAUCGCACAUCCG
Pterocles gutturalis (yellow-throated sandgrouse) is the source of this 1264-nucleotide messenger RNA. RefSeq names its product mucin-5AC-like. The record is from RefSeq and is a predicted model, not a curated record. The annotation marks the transcript as partial. Gene Ontology annotation, cellular component: extracellular matrix. Lineage: Eukaryota; Metazoa; Chordata; Aves; Pterocliformes; Pteroclidae. The transcript is spliced from 8 exons.